Molecule: messenger RNA, 609 nt
Organism: Argentina anserina (silverweed cinquefoil)
Lineage: Eukaryota; Viridiplantae; Streptophyta; Magnoliopsida; Rosales; Rosaceae
Product: glyoxylase I 4
Exons: 2
Coding region: 1-609 (202 amino acids)
Source: RefSeq, a predicted model, not a curated record
AUGUCUCAGACGCAGCAGGGGAAGGAAGAAGACUCUAAUGUGCAGGUGGAGAAGUUAUCAAACAAUGAGGAGAACCAACACAAAAAAAUUGAUCAUGAAGGGAAGGAUCAAAAGGAACAGCACCCACUUCCACUAAUGGCCUUGAAUCAUGUAUCGAGGCUUUGUAGGAAUGUGGAGGAGUCGGUAGAUUUCUACACAAAAGUGUUGGGAUUUGUCAAGAUUGAGAGGCCACCGGCUUUAAAUUUCAACGGUGCUUGGUUGUUUAACUAUGGAGUUGGGAUUCACUUGGUGCAGUCCAAGGAUGAGGAGAUGCGCCCUGCUGCAGAUCAGGAUCAUUUGGAUCCCAUGGACAAUCACAUCUCAUUUCAGUGUGAGGACAUGGAUGCAAUAGUGAAGAAAUUGGAGGAGCUAAACAUAGAAUACCUGAAGAGGACGGUGGAGGAUGAUAAAAACCGGGCAAAAAUUGAUCAAAUCUUCUUCAAUGACCCUGAUGGAUUCAUGAUUGAGAUAUGCAAUUGUGAGAAUCUCAAGCUUGUUCCUGCAGGUUCCAUGGGCAAACUAAAGCUGCCAUUUGAUAGGCAUAUUCCUCCUGUAGAUGUGAGCGACUGA